Messenger RNA from Labeo rohita (rohu), 3890 nucleotides. It is a transcript of the gene msl2a, whose product is annotated as MSL complex subunit 2a. The record is from RefSeq and is a predicted model, not a curated record. Gene Ontology annotation, cellular component: MSL complex. The coding region runs from base 790 to 2403 and encodes 537 amino acids. Lineage: Eukaryota; Metazoa; Chordata; Actinopteri; Cypriniformes; Cyprinidae. Gene Ontology annotation, molecular function: ubiquitin protein ligase activity. The transcript has 2 exons.
UGGUAUUGUUCCUCUCAGGAUGCAAAAGUUAACAGAGGAAUAAUAAGCAACGAAACUGGCUCUUAGCACAGGCUAAUGUAUGUAAAUAUAUUGUAGCGUCGGGAACUCAGUUGAACGUUAUAUGAACACAUCACUCAAACGGGAGGUUGUCGCACUCGUUAAGGAGAGAAAAGCGCUCUUAUUCAACCACACGAAGAAAAGUGCACACAACAUUAGCUAGCUAGCGAACUAGCAACCAGGCGAAUUGUGACUUGUCCAGUUAAACUCAAGAACAACCGCUGUGGUGGACUAUUUCAAGGAUUAUACUUUUUGAGCAACUGAGUUGUUUUCUGUUUUCCCAUUUCCCAUUUGUGGAGCGAUAUACGAGAGUUUGUGCCUCCGACAGUACAGCUCGAGGCCUGUUGUGCCUCUCACUAAAAUGCUUUUUAUCAUCCAGUCCUUCGUGUCUGUGUGCUUUAUCACAAAAGUACAGCGCUCUUUCUAUUGUGGGAUCUGACACGCAUGGAAAGCAGACUUUAGUCCGUGGAGUACAUCGUGUACAGCAGCUGAUUUUCACCGGACUGAGCGUCUCCGGAGGAUCUUCUAAAUAUUCAGCUAAGCUUUGACAUGUUAACAAGCAGACGACUCAAAGCCGCUCCUCUGCCUGCGAGUCAUGUCAUAUUACACUCUUUGUUUGAGGCGUUGGGUCAAGCCUGGUUGAUUGUGUUCUCACAGGGGGUCUGAUCAAGACUGGCUCUCAGUAGCCGGUCAGCCGCUUCUCUCGACGUGCUAUUGACUGAACUCGCUGAGAUGAACCCGGUCAACGCCACCGCGCUGUACGUGUCGGCGUGCCGAUCUCUUUUGCAGUGCGACCCGAAGAACCCGGAGACAUACGGAGGGCUGUUUAACGUCCUGCCUUUCUUUAGAGACUCAUUAUCCUGCUUGGUGUGUGGGAAUUUGCUUCAGGAUCCAGUUGCUCCAAAAAAUUCCUCCUGCCAGCACUACGUUUGCAAGGGUUGUAAAGGCAAGAAGAUGUUAUUGAAGCCAUCCUGCAGCUGGUGUAAAGACUAUGAGCAAUUUGAGGAGAAUAAACAGCUCCAGAUUCUUAUUGACUGCUACAGAAAUCUCUGCGAGUGCGUCUCAGUGUGCGUCACGACAGAGCAGAGUGCCUGGGGGGUCAAGGGUUUCCCUGAGGUCAAGAAGAUGCUGGAGGAGGUGUUGGGGAUGAGUCAGGAACAAGAAGAGCUCAGUUCUGUCAAAGACACUUUGGAUGUUUCUCAUCUCAAAACAGAGUCUGACUUUUCAGAAAACGCUAUUGAUGUCAACCUGACUGACUCGGGCAAACCCCCUGAGCAAAUCCCAGCUGAGCUAGAGACCCUCGAGCCUGUCAGCACCGACGGACCUUUGAGAUCUGACUCAGAACUACACAUGGGUACUGUCACUUUUAACAUAAAGUGCAAAGCUAGUCAUGAGGCAAGCGCCGAAUUGGCGCAUCUCAGUGCAGAGAGCACAAGCUUUCAGGAGGACGUUAAACCUGACAUUGCAAGCUUGGAGGUGUCAUGCGGACAGACUAAAUCAACACCAGAGCUUUGUCAGAACUCAUUACAGUCCCAAACCAGCGGCGCCCUUGCGCCAGGACACCCUCCUCAACCUCAGACGGGCCUAACGUGCCUAGCCACAGCUCACAGAAAAGUGCGUUUGAGCCGAAAGCGCUCUCGCUCUGAGAGCGACAGUGAGAUGCUUCAACCUCUACCCAUCACCAGCCUCAUCCAGGGGCCGUCGGUAGCAGCCACAGCUCCGCCGAAAACAGCGUUCGAACCCAAAGCGCCCUCCCCACCUGCCGUCGUAGUCACUAACGGAGGCGUUUUGAAGGUUAACAAAGCUGUGCUGGAUUCAACUAAAAACAUCCAGAUAAACACAGACAUAAGUAAUAAGAAAGUUCAGGCGAAGUCUAAAGUGGCCGUCCCGAAGGCAAAGGGCAAGGCGAAGGAUAGGUUGCUGUCAGCUAGCGUUUUACCAGGACAGCCCCCUAAGGUCGUUUACAAAAAGACGCAAGAGAAAAAAGGCUGCAAGUGUGGACGAGCCACCCAGAAUCCAAGUGUUCUUACCUGCAGAGGUCAAAGAUGCCCCUGCUACUCCAACCGCAAGGCCUGUUUGGACUGCAUCUGCAGAGGCUGCCAGAACUCGUACAUGGCCAACGGGGAGAAGAAGCUGGAGGCGUUCGCCGUGCCCGAAAAAGCCCUGGAGCAAACCAGGCUCACUCUCGGCAUUAACCUCACCAGUAUUUCAGUCAGAAACACUGGCACGAACGCUGCGGGAGUUCUCAGUCUGUCGGCGGGCUCCCCUAUGGCCUCUUUCCUCACGUCCGGCGCCGACGAGGACCAGAGUUUUGAAGAUGCUCUCGAGAUGCAUUUCGACUGUUGAUGGCUGUCCCGCUACUGCCGUGGUUGUGUCGAACAGAGAAAUCGUUUGCCAAAACUCUUGUCUGUAGUCAUGUUCAACCUCUACCGUCUCACACAAACACACACUGCUGUAAUGGAAAGUUACUGUGAAGCUGAGUGUUAUGGCAUAUUUUGUUUUUAUUUUGAAGGAACUGUUCGCUUCUGUGUGGCUGUUUUAUUCACAAUGAACUUAGGAUCUGUUCUGUUUCUUGAAAUAUUCAACGACCCAAACCUUAAAGUGAGUUUGCUGGGUAACACGUAUAGCUUAUUAUAAACUCUCCCAAAGCGGUGAUCAAUGUGUUUACAUUCUGUGGUGAAUUUUUUUUGUCCAAAUUAGUUUUUAAAUAUAUAUAUGAAUAUAUUGCUUCUGAACAUUCAUCGAAGGUAAAACUAUAUACAGCCAUCUGUAAUGCCUGUUUAACGUCAGAUAACAUCACAAUUUACUAAUGGUGGAAAAUGUAGCACUUAGUCCCAAUAGUGUUAAUGGGUUUAGACAUACUGCGUCACCCCUGAUCUUGGUUACAGGACAGGGGGUGCCUCAGUUAUAUUUUUUUUGUUGAACAGAUGGUUCCUUAUUUUUCUGAAUGGAAAGUAGUGCCGUGUCACUUUUUUAAUCGUCAUGUUCCAGCUUUGAAAGAAAGACAUUUCACGUCCGUCUGCAAGUUUGUAAGGACGAUGAAGCACAAAUAGCUGUUUCUCCAACUUUGAGAGUUGCUGAUUCAUUAUAUCCUCACUAUUGUUCAUUGUUAGUUCAGACUGAGCUGAGUGUUUCAUCAGUACAGUAACAAGUGAAUGUAAGAGUGUUCAGUGUGUUGCCUGAGAAUGUAUUCAUGGCAGUGAUCAUUUUUAAAGCAAUAUGAGAAUCGAAAAGAUAGAAGAGCAUCUUUUAACCCCUUUCCCUACACAGAGUCAUCAUAUUUGUUUUGAUGCGAACUGUAAACGAGUAUUUCAAGACGAUAUGUUCCUUAAGCGUUUGCCUGAGCACCUUUUAGCACCCGUUCAUGCCUCUUGAUUCUGAUUAGUUGUGUUUGUCUUGCAGUUGUGUUGUGAUUCCUGUUCUAGGGACCAAAACUAGAAAUAUGUGUUGAGAAAGGUCAGUGGACAUGUGUUUACCUGUUACACUGCGCCGUUUCAUGUCUUAUGUAAUGAAGCAGGGUAGGCAGUGCUUCAUCCGUAUCCUUAAAUAUGCUUGAAAACUCUUUAUCAGUAGGGCUUUGACCAAAUAUUGAAAAAUCUUCUAGUUGAGUCUUGGAUCUUAGUGGGAUAUUGUGUUGUAUUUUCAGAUCUUCUAGUUUGGUAGUGUUGUUUUAUUCCUCCUUUUGCUUUUCAAUGGUCAUUACUUGAACUCAGAUUUUAGUUUCUUGAUUUUUGAAUUACUGGAGAACCUCUUAUUAUUGCUGGUUUAUUCACUGCCACAUUGAAAUAAUGAAAAUUGCAGAAAGCAACAAAAAUAAAUUAUAGUUUUUUAUU